CAUGCAUGUUGUUUUCCCUCUUUCGUUUUGGAGUAACUUAUUGUAAUAGGUAUUAUGGUGAUUUUUUUAAUAUAUCAAUAAUAGAUGAAGUCAGUUAGCCUGCCUCUAUUUUAUAUAAUUCUGUAAAUAUGAGUCGACAAUUGUCCCUUGAUAUUUUUUUCAAAGCAAGGAACAAAAUCAGCAAUAUUUCUGAAAGUAAAGAAAAAGUUGUGGUAAAUAAUACUACUUCUAAAAGUAAGAUCAACAAAAAAAUCAGUCUGAGUUUAACCAAAUCGCCAAGAGCCACGAAGUCAACGAAGAUAAUUAUGGAACCUGAAAAGCAGGUUAUAAACAUAUGCAGUGAUGAUGAAGAUAUUUUUCUAUCAUCAUGUAGUAGAAGUGUGGCUGAUAUUGAUUUGCCUGAACCGAUUACUACCAAUAGGAAUGAUAAUUCUGAUUCAUCUGAAGGUACUUUACUUUAUUCAUUAACUCCAGAAAAGCCAGUAUCUUCACAUACUCCUUCAAAAACACCACAAUCUUUCAUUAGUCCCAAAUCAAGUACAAGUUCAAGAAGCAAAUUUUAUUCUCCAACCAAGAAGAGAAUUGUGGCAGAGAAGACUCCAGUGAAAAGAAAAUUAGAACCUGAGUUUCAGGGAUUUGAUUGUACUGACGCAUUUAAUCAUGAUUAUACAAAAGAUGACAAAACAAAAUCGUUUAUAAACAUAAUUAAAAAAUGUUUAGAAAAGGAGUCUUUAAAAAGGCUACUAGCAGAAGAAAGCCAAAUGGUUCUACACAGUUGCCUCUCUGUGCUAAAUCCAGGCGCGCGAGUGGUGUGCCGUCUGUACUGGCGCAAGCUCGGUUGGUACAGAGUCGACCAAGUGAGGGCUAUCGUCGGCGAAGGUAGCCAAGUGGAUGACUCUACCUUUAAUUUAAUGUUGCAGUCUUUGAUUGCUAGCGGCUUGCUUCUACAAAGUUCUGUGGGUCACAAUAACAGUGAAGGUAAUUUAACUUUUGAAGAUUUAGCUGGCAUACUGAAAGCUGAUGAACUCAAACAGAUAUGCAAGGAUUUGAAACUAAAGAUCCUAUCAAAACAACAUGCUAUUGAUGCCCUGAGGAACUACUGUAGGAAGUCUUCCAUCGGGAACUAUUUCACUGGCGGCUCACAAAGCAAUGAUGCUAGAGUUAUUAAAAUAAUGAGUAAAAAGGCAGGCCCCUGUUUCAAGCUAUCGGAUCUGACGCGGAACACUCUAGACAAGUUGUACAUGCUCAUGUACCUGGGAAUCAACUACAAUGUCAUUAGAGAGAAGAGGCUGGAACUGACCAUUUUGUAUGAUAAAAUUGGAAGGGAGACUUAUCCUGUUGAGGACAAUUGGCUGGACGAUGCCAGCGUCGUUUUCGAAAAUAGGGAACAGUUUGACAGAUACUACACUGCACAAUGUAUAUAUGAAGAUUUCCUGGAAAGAACGGAUUUAAAGGAGAAAUGUGAUAUUAUUUCUAGAGUGUACAGUAUGUACAAGAGUAUCAGUGAGGAAGAGAUGUUAUCUUACAAAUCCCUGCCUCCGUGGCUUCGUCGAUACACUCCUGCUAACAUCUACAUUAAAAUCCUAGAGGCCGGUGUGGUAGAACUGAAAAGAAAUAAGACUAAAGAGCAUAACACACAGGCUGUGGACAUACUGACGAUGCUGAUUAACCAGAUCGCCUUCAGACAACACAAAAAGGCUGAAUGGUAUUCGGAGAAAGCGUUGAUAUUGAACAAUAUGCAAGAGUUUAAUGAGGCAGCGAUGGUAUUGAUAGAAGGGUUGAACUCCAAUCUCCCAGAGCAUGCUAAGGAAUUACUUCAUUGUCGCGUCCGCAAAAUGAUUUCAAAGGCGGAUCAGCUGGAGGGUUACGCACAGCCGGACGAAACCACUCUUGAGAAGAAUCUACCGGCCUACCAUAUUUAUAAACAGCCUAUGGAGCGAACCACGAACCGCGGUAAAGUAAAGUUCGAGACCCGCCUCGAGUCUGAGCGCAUGAUACAAGACGCCGAGCAGUAUUGCAUAUCGCAUUAUAUCGAUAGUGGAGAGUUCACGCACGGCGGCCACUGGGAAGGCAGUAUAAUUACAACGAUCUUUUUCCUCCUAUUCUGGGACAUAAUUUACUCCAAGCCCCGCGGUACCGUGGGCAUCUUCCUCACUCGGUACCAGAUGUUCCCACUAGACUUAUUUACGGAAAGCUUCUACACAAACAGACAGACUCUCAUAGAAGAGAGAUUGGCGUGGAUCGAGGCGUGUACUACGGAUGAAAUGGUGGACACGAUGAGCGAGAAGUGGAACAGCAGGGAUGAAUGCGAGCUAUCCGGCGUGCAGCGCAGCAUCGGCUGGACGAACAUCAGCGGCGUGUCUCGCUGCCUGGGCGGCGCGCGCACGGCCGCCGUCUGCCGGAGACUGGCCGCAGACUACCGCCGCUCGCACUGCGGCUUCCCCGACCUGGCGCUGUGGCACGGGUGCUCGGGGAGGGUACUGCUCAUUGUCAUGUCACACCGCCAUCUGCCGGAGACUGGCCGCAGACUACCGCCGCUCGCACUGCGGCUUCCCCGACCUGGCGCUGUGGCACGGGUGCUCGGGGAGGAUAAAAUUCGUCGAAGUGAAGACGGACACGGACAAGCCAUCAAUGAAGCAGAUACAGUGGAUGAAUUACUUGUUGCAGAACGAUAUCGAAGUAGAAUUCUGCUACGUGGGAGCGAACACCACGCGGUGCAAGGCGAGAGCUGCGAGUAGCUACGCUUCUUUGCCCUCUGUCUACUAGUCUAUGAUUAAGGGAUUCUCUUACGGGGUAGACAGAUCCAAUAUUCAUUAGUCUUAUAGGCUACACUAAGCUGGGGAACAAUGGUGGAAUAGAGAUAGUUACAUACAGUGACUAAUAGCUUAAAAGUAGAAUCCCACAACCAUUUUUUUCUUGUUUGACUCCAGCAAUCUGCGGGAAAAAGGUGUGAAAUUAUGUUGUUUUUCUUUACCAAAUCAGCUUGGAAAGAUACAUAUUUUUAAUUUAAAUGGACCAACUUAGCAAAUAAGUACAAAAGAUGCAUUACUUGAAGCAGAAAGCCAUCGUGGUGUAGUUUCGCUAUUUCGGAGAGUGAUACAAAGCUCUACUCUAGCAGUAAUUUGGAACCCUCUAAAAGUCACCAAUGUGGCCGAGAUUACUAAUUGUCUAAAAUGACUUAGGAACUGAAGAAAUUGAGCUUUAAAAAAACUAGGGUUAGAGAUUGGUUUUAUGUAUGGAAAGUUAUCAAUCGAUGACUAAGGUUAUGUGCAAUAUAAGAGAAAUUGAUUGGACUGUGGCUUAAAUAAAAAUUUAAUUGUAAUUCAAAUUUAAGAUAGUAAUUGUGGUUAAAAAAGUGUGAUGAAAAAAAAUGUAAAUAUUGUUGAAUUUGAAAAUUACUUUAAAAGAGUAUGAUUUUCAAAGAUGUAGCUUCGGUAAAGAAGUGGCCAAAAAAUUUCAGUUUAAGGGUAUAUAUACGCACGAAGAGGCCUAUUGUAUUUUAUAAAGCUAAUGAUUUGUAAUAGUACAUUAUAUUGA
Messenger RNA from Amyelois transitella, 3537 nucleotides. Its product is annotated as fanconi-associated nuclease 1. Gene Ontology annotation, cellular component: nucleus. Lineage: Eukaryota; Metazoa; Arthropoda; Insecta; Lepidoptera; Pyralidae. Gene Ontology annotation, biological process: interstrand cross-link repair. The transcript has 11 exons. The coding region runs from base 129 to 2738 and encodes 869 amino acids. The record is from RefSeq and is a predicted model, not a curated record. Gene Ontology annotation, molecular function: flap-structured DNA binding; 5'-flap endonuclease activity; 5'-3' exonuclease activity.